Molecule: messenger RNA, 2094 nt
Organism: Cuscuta epithymum
Lineage: Eukaryota; Viridiplantae; Streptophyta; Magnoliopsida; Solanales; Convolvulaceae
Source: the annotation of a GenBank genome assembly
CGCAUUUUGCGUACGCCUUGUGCGUGUAACUAUCAUAAUUGCUUAUUUUGGGAUACGCCAUCUUUAAUUUGCAACUCUCAGAUUUUCUGGAUUUUCUCUUAAAUUCGCAAUAUUUUUUGAAUCUGUAGAAAUUAAUGGCGAUGUUGGGAUGUUUUACGUCUAUAAAUAGUUCUCUGUUGGGUGUUUCACUCGAAUUCUUGAAGUUGUGUUGAGAUUUUAAUGGCAAUGGUUCAAGAAGAACCUGCCCAGAAGUGUAGCAAUAGUAGUAGUGGUGAUGGUGGGGGAGGUGUUUGUAGUGGUAGAUCUUUGAAAAAGCUUAAACAGAAAAAAGUGCCCCAAAGAGGAUUAGGGGUUGCUCAGCUAGAGAAGAUUAGAUUAGAGGAACAGCACAGAAGGGAGAACAAUGCUUUUCAAGCAGCUAGUAAUAGUGUGUUCUCACCUAGCAUCUUGCUGCCUAAUAUCUCCUCAAGGUCUCACCUUUCUCCUCCUUCAUCAAUCCAUUCCCCUCCUGAUCUCCCCUCAUGUCUCCCAAAGUUUGAUCAUGAGGGUGGUGAGAGGGGUAGAUCGGGCUUGAUGAUCCCGGGCCACAGUCAGUGGCCCAAACUGUGGGAUGGUGAAUACAAUCUCGAAGGAGGAGAGAGUCGAAGGCUGGAUCAACUUGGGUAUUCAUUAUGGCCGAACAUAAACAUGCCUAUUGAACCGCAUUCUUCAGUUUUGCCACUCCCAACUGCAUUGCAGAGAUCACAGCAAUAUCAGCAGCCUGCUUCUUCAUCAAUGGGGCUAGGGAAGGAGAUAUGACAGUUCACUGUGAAGUCGAGAUUCGAGAAAACGGAAAGAGAACUUACCUGUUAGCGCCACAAGAAGGAAACGAAGGGAGCCGCUUGGUGAGGUUAGCGUGCAGAAAGGAGCAGCUGGGUGUAGUAGGGUUAGGAGUGCUGAGAAAUGGAGAGAAAUGGAAGGUGUGUUCAAAGUGACAAAUUGACGAUGAGAGAUGGAAAUCAAAUGGGAAGAUAAGUUCUUUUUUAAUAGAGUACAGCUGGUAGAGCACAUUGUACAACUGACUAAGCAAGAUGAUUACACUAACAUUUUCCCCUUCCCUUCAAUAUCCUAACCUUCAUUGGCUAUUAUAAGAUUGUAAGAUAAUAUUAAGAUCAAUAUUAAUAUAGUAAUAGUUAUUAUUAUUCUUUUAUAUCCUGUGACUGAUUUGUGAAUGUUGCAGGUGAACAUCUUGUCUGGGAUUUCAUCAUCAACGUCAUCUUUAAAGAAUUUUCAGACAGAGCCCCCUUCAAACCAAAUUUACCGUGAUAACGAUUACAUGCCACUGUGGCCUGAGGAAGUGAAGAUGGUUGGUGUCAAAAGGCCAUAUCCUUUCUCUCCAGAAUACCCGCCAGUUCCAUCAUUUAAUUGCAAAUUUCCUCCUGGUUAUGCUUCUUCCACAUCGAGGGCAAAUAAUGAACCAACAUCCUGUGGCAACGGUAGCGUAGCUAAUGUAUUAGAAUCACACAAUCUUCCUAUCAGGGAAGGCACUUCAAGCUCACAGUUUGAGUCCAACUCAAGAAGUCUUAACAGAGAAAAUGGAGGUCUUGAUGGAGAUUUCCUCUCGUUGGCCCCUCCGGCCGAUGCAGCUUCUUCAUCACAAAUAGAUCAUAGAUACCACCAUUCAUCCAGAAAUCAACUCCCCCUAAAUCCUGAAGCAUCAAAUCAGAGAGGUGGUGAAGAGAAAAUGAAACGGCCAGGAAUGAAUGGAUGGGGUCAACCACACAUCUUUAGCUUCUUCCCGCCAACUAAGGUGCAAAGUGAUCUUGAAGAAAGCUCUAAAAGAAGUGACAAGAGUGAGUCUAAUGGAGUUGUAGAUCUGAACCUGAAACUAUAGAUAGCAGCAGCUUGUCAACCUCCUUUGAUGAUUUUCCCAUGUUACUACAUUUAGUGGAUGAAUGCUUGAUUCUUUCUAUCUUGUCCUUGAUAUGAAAUAGUUUCCACGCGGGUAGAGAGAAAUAUAUGCACUUGAGUUGGAACAUGAAACCAACACCAACUUCUCGGCUGUGUUAGCAUUGUUUGGUAUCCUAGUUAUAGUAACUCAUUUUUUUUUUUGGA